AUGAAGAAGAUCAUUCCCGAUGCUGUUAUGGACGAGGCUGCCUGUCUCCAGAUGCUCAGCAGUGUCGAUUAUGAUAUGGAUCGCCGUCCAGAAUUCAAGUACGCAUUCGAGCACUCUCUCGGAGUUGCAAAGAUGUGCCUUUUAUCUCCUGAGAACGGUAUGCGCGGUCUCGCCCUCGCUGCUCUCCUCAGCUAUGAUAUCCAGCAACUUGUCCGAAUGCAGCACGAACGGUGGAUUAGAGAGCAGCAUGGAGCGUUCAGCUUCGGGGAUAUUGAAAUGAGCCCUGAAGAGUGUAUCCGUCUGGCCUCCGCCUCGGCCGUCGUCGUGAGCCAGGCCGACACCUUCCGCCGAGAAAGACCGGGGCCCGGUCUCCUGACCAUGUCUGUUCGAGACACUACUAGCAAUGAAAUCGAGAGAACCUUCAAGGCAAUCACAGGCACCCGCCAUGUCCGCGGUAGCUUCAUCACCCGCUUUCAGGCCGAGUUCUCCUUCGACCCGGCCCCCGUCACCGCUGACGAGAUCAUCGUCGAAGCUAGUACCGGGCACGGGGCUCGCCAUCGUCAAGCUCGUGCAGCCCGGCGAUGA
This is a messenger RNA of Verticillium nonalfalfae, 585 nucleotides long. RefSeq lists its product as uncharacterized. The transcript is spliced from 2 exons. The record is from RefSeq and is a predicted model, not a curated record. Lineage: Eukaryota; Fungi; Ascomycota; Sordariomycetes; Glomerellales; Plectosphaerellaceae. Bases 1 to 585 code for a protein of 194 amino acids.